Zymoseptoria tritici IPO323 is the source of this 834-nucleotide messenger RNA. RefSeq lists its product as uncharacterized. The transcript is spliced from 2 exons. The record is from RefSeq and is a predicted model, not a curated record. Bases 1 to 834 code for a protein of 277 amino acids. Lineage: Eukaryota; Fungi; Ascomycota; Dothideomycetes; Mycosphaerellales; Mycosphaerellaceae.
AUGGCACUAUCAGAAAAGAUCUGGCAACGCAGCGUGAAUCUGCGCACAGAAAUCCCACGCAGACAUCCCCAAUAUCCCGCCAUACCUUUCUUCAAGGCAAACUUCGCACACAGUCCGUAUACGCUCUGGGAUCUCUUCCCAGCGACAUGGACCUGUCCGCACGACAUGCAACGAAUCGGCAAUCUCGGCGACGGCGGUAAGUGGGUUUGCGGCUUGAGCAUCUACGAGACUGAAGGUCUCGUUGUGUACUCCUUCGGCAUCGCCGCCGAUUCAUCAUUCGAAGCGGAAUUGCUCGACCGCGUGCCGAGUAUUCGAAUUUGGGGCUACGACGAUUCCGCCACGUACUGGGGCCCUCAGAUUUCUGGAGAUCUUUUCAACCACCGCGUAUUCUUUGCUCCUUUCCGUCUGGCAUCUGAAGACUCUCAUUCCGGCAAGGCGUCUGCUUGGACCAUCUCAUCGCUGAUGAAGCGGAACGGACACGACUACGUUGACAUUCUCAAGAUCGACAUCGAAGGCAGCGAGUACGGUGUUCUUGACGCUUUGAUCGAGUCCAUCCAGAGUAUACGGACGGCUUCCGGACGUGGUGUCCUACCUAUCGGUCAGAUCCUGAUCGAGCUUCAUGCUGGCAAGGAAGUCGAGGAGGCUACGGGCAAGAGUCUGGACUUUUUGCGCUUUCAAGAAUGGUGGGAGCGCUUGGAGAGUAUGGAUAUGCGGCCUGUUUGGAUGGAGGUCAACUUACUAGGUAUCACUUCUCGCGAGAACAACACGGAUCCGGAUUGCGCCGAGUAUGUCUUCGUGAAUGUCUUGGACGAGCAGAGUGUGCUGUGGAGGUAG